AGUAGGGCGGGGCCGGGAGCAGGCAGGGGCUGGGCUGGCGCGGCGGCCAGAGAUGCUGUCGGGCCGCGACGGCGCUCAGCGGACGGGAGCCCUGCGUUGAAGGCACCAAGAGAAGGUGAACUGCCAGGCCGACUGGUAACGUGAAUUCCGAAGACGGAGAGUUUAAUGUCACAGACUUCUAAAUUUCUUUGUGUGGAGUACACGUUAUGAACCCUUUCUGGAGCAUGUCUACAAGCUCUGUACGCAAACGAUCCGAUGGAGAAGAGAAGACAUUAACAGGGGACGGGAACACCAGUCCUCCACGCACUGCCCCCAAGAAGCAGCUGCCCUCUAUCCCCAAAAAUGCCUUGCCCAUCACGAAGCCUACGUCUCCUGCCCCGGCAGCACAGUCAACAAACGGCACUCAUGCUUCUUACGGGCCCUUCUACCUGGAAUACUCUCUUCUCGCAGAAUUUACCUUAGUGGUGAAGCAGAAGUUGCCAGGCGUCUAUGUGCAGCCAUCUUACCGCUCUGCAUUAAUGUGGUUUGGAGUAAUAUUCAUACGGCAUGGACUUUAUCAAGAUGGUGUGUUCAAGUUUACAGUUUACAUCCCUGAUAACUACCCAGAUGGUGAUUGUCCACGCCUGGUGUUUGACAUCCCUGUCUUCCACCCGCUGGUGGACCCCACCUCCGGUGAACUGGACGUGAAGAGAGCGUUUGCAAAAUGGAGGCGGAACCACAACCACAUCUGGCAGGUGCUGAUGUACGCGCGGAGAGUGUUCUACAAGAUUGACACGACGAGCGCCCUGAACCCGGAGGCCGCGGUGCUGUAUGAAAAAGAUGUUCAGCUUUUUAAAAGUAAAGUGGUUGACAGUGUUAAGGUGUGCGCUGCUCGCUUGUUUGACCAGCCUAAAAUAGAAGACCCCUAUGCCAUUAGCUUUUCUCCAUGGAAUCCUUCUGUACAUGAUGAAGCCAGAGAGAAGAUGCUGACCCAGAAAAAGCCUGAAGAACAGCACAAUAAAAGUGUUCAUGUUGCUGGCCUGUCAUGGGUAAAGCCUGGCUCAGUACAGCCUUUCAGUAAAGAAGAGAAAACAGUAGCCACGUAAGAGCUGGUGAAUCUGGUGCACCAUGCACUUUGCUGCCGGACUCGGGCCUAGUUAAAGCUGACCAAUGGCAAAGGACUGCCUGCAGAGUAAAACCGUGUGAACGAUGACUGAGAACAGUGUUGUCCGUGUGUGCUUAGGUUCUAACAGCAAGGUUUGGAAACCUCUUUAAGUGAUGCAUUACUUCUGUCAGAAGUGUCUUUAGGGUGGUUAUCUAGUUCAGUACUCCAGAUUAUUGGGGACCUUGAGGCUUACGUAUUCUUCUGAAUAUAAUGCUAAAGGUAAGUGGCAUUCAUUUAAACUAAUAGAGUAGCCAGUUCAGCACUAUCUAAUGAUUUUUAAAUCAGUGGUUUCAGUUGUACAUACGUUAGGAGAUGGAGAGGAGCAGCAGAGAGAGCCGGUUCGUAGCGUAUUAGCACUUUUUAAGGGGAAGGUCAUUUGAACCUGUUUUCAGCCUACUGUCUUACCGAUUUACAAACUGCUACCACUGAGGUGCAUAUUAGGUGAGAGAGGAAACCAGAACACCUGUUCGUAGUUUUUUUUUAAAGCAAAUUACUUACUGUAUUUUUAUGGCGGGGGGAGAGUGUUAAAAUGGUUUCUAAUGAAGUCAGAUAUUUAAGUGAUGAAUGACUAAUGUGUUUUGUAGAGACAAAAUAAACCAAUAAAUGAUGGUUCUUUGUCAUUUGUGCAGGAAACUACCCUUUUCUCAAUAUAACUGAACAGAUUAAUUUAUAAAUGCUUUAUUGAAAAAUACUUAUUUUCAUAUAAAAUUACAAUAGCAGUAAAUAUCUUGAGAGGUUUUAUAAAUAAUUUUGCAGAACACUAUUCUAACUGAACAGUGUAAGUUCCAUCUUUCUCUCAGCAAUAUGAAGUUACCUGGUAACUUUGUUUAUACCGAUUCAAUUUACAAUUGAAUUUUCUCCCUAAUAAGAUUAUUCAUUCAACUUGAAAACUGCUGGAAUAGUGAUUAAUAAAGGUAUAUAUAGAUAAUUCAAUAGCUGUUAAAUAACCUUUUCUAAUUUGUAUAAAUGGUACUAUAUACUAAUAAAAACCUAAAUUCUCA
This is a messenger RNA of Pteropus alecto (black flying fox), 2145 nucleotides long. RefSeq names its product AKT interacting protein (gene AKTIP). The transcript is spliced from 10 exons. Lineage: Eukaryota; Metazoa; Chordata; Mammalia; Chiroptera; Pteropodidae. The record is from RefSeq and is a predicted model, not a curated record. The coding region runs from base 207 to 1085 and encodes 292 amino acids.